This is a messenger RNA of Lactuca virosa, 855 nucleotides long. The record is from the annotation of a GenBank genome assembly. NCBI's taxonomy places the organism in Eukaryota, Viridiplantae, Streptophyta, Magnoliopsida, Asterales, Asteraceae.
AAACUUCAAAAUCAAAAUCAAAAUCAAAAUCCAGACCUCCAUUAAUUCAUCGUCUAUUUAUACCUGAUCAAGGAAACCGCAUGUUUCACAUCAAUACAGUUCCCCAAAAGAUGUCGCUAGCUCCUACUGUUAAUCACAGUGAUCGCGAUCUAAUGGCGCAGCCUCUUCGUCCUUCCGGCGAGAUUCACGUUAUCGUCGGGCCUAUGUUCGCCGGUAAAACCACGGCUCUUCUUCGCCGGAUCAAAUCCGAAGGCACUAACGGCAGGAAUAUAGCGAUGAUAAAGUCGAGCAAGGAUACCCGAUACGCCAUUAAUUCAGUUGUAACACACGAUGGGACGAAAUACCCAUGUUGGGCACUUCCUGAUCUGUUGUCUUUCAAACAAAAAUUUGGAGAAGAAGCUUAUGAAAAGCUGGAUGUUAUUGGAAUCGAUGAAGCACAGUUCUUUGAUGAUCUGUAUGAAUUUUGUUGUACAGCUGCUGAUACUGAUGGAAAAACUGUCAUAGUUGCAGGUCUUGAUGGUGAUUACUUAAGAAGGAACUUUGGUCCAGUUCUUGAUAUUGUCCCACUUGCUGACACCAUAACCAAAUUAACAGCUCGAUGCGAAGUAUGCGGGAAAAAAGCUCAUUUCACUUUCAGGAAGACGAAGGAGACAAAAACAGAACUUAUAGGUGGGGCAGAUAUGUAUAUGCCUGUUUGUCGUCAACAUUAUGUUAAUGGACAAAUGGUGAUCAAACACUAAUACUGUUUUUUUAACGUUUCUAUAGUUAUUAAACAUUAGUACCUUUUGAUUUCGAAUGUUGUUGAUGUGUUUACAACUAUGUUGUUGUUGUCUUGUGUGUGUAUAUAUAUGAGAA